This is a messenger RNA of Carassius carassius (crucian carp), 2468 nucleotides long. Its product is annotated as zinc finger BED domain-containing protein 4-like. The record is from RefSeq and is a predicted model, not a curated record. The transcript has 3 exons. Lineage: Eukaryota; Metazoa; Chordata; Actinopteri; Cypriniformes; Cyprinidae. Gene Ontology annotation, molecular function: DNA binding. The coding region runs from base 241 to 2409 and encodes 722 amino acids.
CUGAAACAACAAAGGGAAGAGAGAAGAAAUUAUUCCUGAGGAAAUGCACCUUUGUUGUUCGGUAGUAACGGAUACGUUAUUUGGAUUACAUAAUUAGAUUACAAAAACCAAGAGUCUGCCAAUAGAAUAUGGUAUAUUUUAUUUUUUUAUGACACGAUUACACAUGAAUCAGCAAGAGUAAUUGACUGUUUUUGUUAGUACGCUUUCUAAGAGCUGUCCACGCCGGAGCUUCGUGUGAAGAUGGAGCGGUCUCGUUCAGCAUUUGACCACUGGAUGCACAAACACCACUUCACGUUCAGAGACACAAGAGGAAGAAACAUUACUGUUCAGUGCAACCUCUGCCUACCAAAGAUCAACAUCUUAUCCACUGCAAGGGACUCGACGUCUAAUCUAAAGAAGCAUUUGGAGUGUCACUCACCUUGCCAGAUGCGCAAACGCCAGCACAGCGAAAUAUCGGAGCCUGAGCCUCUUUUUCACCCAUCCAAGCGGCUAAGGUCUGCUGUAUGGGAGUAUUUUGGGUAUGUAAAAGACCCAGGAGGCACCAUCAAUGUUGAUGGUUAUCCAAUUUGUAGAAUGUGUCGGAAAAAAGUGUCUGCUCGGGCAAGCAACACCUCAAACAUGGCGCACCAUCUCCGUGACCACCAUCCCAAGGAAUUUGCAAAGAUGAAUAGAAAGCAUUCUGUGGUGUGUAGGAGAAAAAUAAGAGAUACACCAAGCAGCGAUGCACCAAGCAGUGAUGGACCAAGCAGUUAUGGACCAAGCAUUUUGGAAAAUCAAACGGCAGAACCAUCUGAAGCAAAAGAAGCUAAGAUUGAUCCCACAAUUUAUUAUCAAACAUCGCAAUCAAGGCUAAAUACCCUGGUUUUCAAUUUCAUUGUGGAGGAUGUGCAACCUAUUUCCAUUCUAGAGCAACCUGGUUUCAGGAGGUUGAUCGAAAUUUUAAGCAGGGGCAAAAAAGUCAUGAGUCAAAAUGCUUUUAUCACCAAACUUGAAGUAGCAUUCAAUAAAAUGAAAGGGGAGCUAAAAGUGAAACUCGACAAAGUGAAGACACUAUGUACAACUGCUGAUGUAUGGUCUGUGCAGGACAGAAGUUAUUUUGGAAUGACUUGUCACUGGCUUGAGGACAAUCUAGAAAGGAAGUCUGCUGCUCUUGCCUGCACAAGAAUCCCCAUCAGCUACACUUGUGAAACCAUCAUCGCUAAAAUUCAAGAAAUUCAUUCGUCCUAUAACAUCGAGAGCAAGGUUCAGGCCACCGUCACUGACAAUGGUAACAAUUUCAUUAAAGCCUUCAAAGAAUUCUCCUCUGAGGAUGACCAAGAUGUGGAGCAAAGUCAUUUUGAGGAUUUGGGCAGUAUUCUUUGUGAUGGAGAAAUGGGUGGAGACUUCUUUCUGAGUUAUUUCUUGCCACCCCACCAACGGUGUGCUUCUCAAACACUGAACUUGAUUGCCUCAAAGGAUCUAGCGGAUGCUGUCUCAAAGGGACAGACAGGUAAACUGCACAGCAGCGCAACUGAAAAAUGUGCAGCAAUAUGGCACAAGGUCCAAACUUCCACCGUAGCUGCUGAUGCAAUGGAAUCCAUUGCGAAAAUGAAAUUCACAUUUCCUUGUCUCAAUCAGUGGAGCUCAGAAUACUAUGCCAUUAACAAGCUGAUGUCACUUACUGAUUCACAGCUCAACGAAUUGACCGAAAUCUUAGGUGUUCCAUGUUUUACACCUGAUGAAACUGCGUAUCUCACAGAAUAUACUGACGUCUUCAAACCAGUGGCUUUUGCGCUUGACCUUCUACAUGGUGAAGACAAGUGCUUCCUUGGCAUUGUGAUACCAACGUUGUUGACCCUUAAAAGGAAGCUUGAGGAAAAGGCAGCAAACACCCGCCUUUUCUCCAAGGUCAUCGACAGCACUGUUAAGGCAAUUGACUCUCGCUUCAAGCAGGUGUUUGGCAGUUCUGAUGCCAGAUUGGCCACAGCCACCAUGCCACAGUUUAGACUCUGGUGGUUACCAGAAGAUGAGAGGGAGAGUCUUCGAGCACAGUUGAUCACUGAAGUAUUACAGGUCGACCAAGGGACCGAAGAAACCGAGACCAAUGGAGGCUCUGUUCAUGAGGAUGAAUUCUUCUCGUAUGGACCUGGAAGUUCUGCCAACAAAGGUGGAAAGAGGGAAGCAUCAGAAGAGGUGUGGCUGUAUCUUCAGGGCACAAACAAAGAUCUGAAAUGCUUAAAUGAAUUUCCAGGAGUGAAAAAAGUGUUCAUCAAGUUCAAUACAACUCUACCCUCAAGUGUUCCAGUACAACAGCUCUUCAACAAUGGGGGCAAUAUUAUGACCCCAAAAGGACAUCACCUCUCAGAUGAACAUUUUGAGCGUGUACUCCUUUUACGUUACAACAGCAAAAUCACCACUGCUUUGGAAUAAUUCAUGGAGUAAUACUACUGUAAAUAGAUUCUUUUUAUUUUUGUAUAGUUAACAGGAUG